UUCAGUGAUUUCAUUAUUCUCCCAGGCUUUAUUGAUUUUACAGCUGAUGAAGUGGUAAGUUACUUCCAGAUUUUUUUUAUUAGAGUGGAAUCUCUUGCAGUAACCAGUCUGUGGUGUAAAGAAGAGCCUAUUUGGACCCAGGGGGGUUUACUCUGGAUUUCAAAUAGUGGGGAUGAUCGAAUGGGGGCCAAAAUCAAACCCAAAAAACUCCCUUAGGUAGGGCUUCCAACAAAUCGAGACAAAUCCCUGGAACAAAAAUUAGCCUAAAAAUAUCCCAUGCCGAAUUUAGCGCCUUGAAAAUUUCCAGAAAUCAUUAAAUGAUAUAACACAAAAAAUUAGGGUUUUUCAAAACAAGUUUGGUUUUACUUUAUUCGCAGAACCGCAUGGCCAGGAUAUGCAGGCGCUACCACAAAUCUUCAGAUUGUUUUGAAUAUAUCUAAAAAGAAUCCCUACUUAAAUCAAGACACCCAAAACAUACUUGAGAAAAUUUCCUACCCAAAAAAGUCUCGGACUGGAAAAUUUCAAAUCCCCAAAAAUCCUUUAGUCAUCCCCGUCGCUUGAGAUUUAGAGUUCCCACCUGGGUGUUUGGAGUAAUUUUGAUUUUUAAGCAAAAUCUGUGGUUGGGUUUCUUUGAGAAGAUGUGAAUCUGGACACUUGAAUAAUUUUGAAUUUUGUGCUACUUAACUGUCAAAAAUAGUUUAGAAUUGAGUUGAGUUUAUUAAUUUGUUAUAUGUAGACAAAAUCUAAAUCCAGCGUGGCCCAGAUGUUUGAAAAGCCGAUUUAAUCUAUCUGAGUUCAAAUUUUAAUCCGGGUUCCUUUUCCUUUUGUUGAAGAGCAUUUUCCCCUUCAAUUUCAUCUAAUCAUAUGUAGCGCAUACAAGCAUCAAAUCCUAGACUAACAGAUUUAACGUGAAUUCUCUUCUUAAGUGUUAUAUUUUGGAACUCUGUUUCAGGAUUAAUAUUUUUGUUUUGUUGUAAACCGUACAGGACUUAACCUCGGCCCUGACUAAAAAAAUCACACUGAAGACACCACUGGUCAGUUCUCCAAUGGAUACAGUCACUGGUAAGGCAAAAGUCCAAUUUUGAAAUUAAAAAUUACCGUUGAAUUCAAACGUUAACGACACAUUCAUACAGGGUUAGCCUUGACUUAAAGUAAAAUAUUCAAAAAUUCCGGCGAGUAAGUGUUUGAAAUUUGAAAAUGCACAAUAGACAGAGUAAUAAACAGGUCUUCUUUUUGUUGGAAUGUGUGAUCGUAUUAACUUCAGAUGGAGGCUUACUUACUGCGCACAAUGCCCACUGGCAUGAAGGGUGGCAACGAAGGCCCUCAACUCCUGUCUCAUCUGGGCCAGCUUCCAGAUGGUACCCCAGGUGUGGUUUAGGGUCUUAAUCUCUCCUUCGGCUGUUCAUCGCCAGGUGUGCUUCGAUCCGCCUCUCUUGCGCUUGCCUUGUGGUGUCCAUUGUAGGGCUUAGUGGGUAAUGUUACCAGUGUCUUUCCUAAGCACGUGCCCAAUCCACCCCACUUUCUCCUCAUGAUGAUGGUCUCCGGCUGUCUUGAUGACAAUGAGUAAGCGGUUGAAAAUGCUUCUUCACUUCUUUUAUGCAACGGUCAUAGCAAACUCGAAACUGGACAAUUUAUUCUAAUCAUUAACAUCAAUGGACAUACAUUGUAGUGAUCACAAAAAUGUUUGAAGUCUCACAAUCUUGUUCAUGCUGUUUUGUACUUUUUAACUUUCUAUCACAUUAUACCCUUCUCUCUGCAGAAUCUUCCAUGGCUAUAGCAAUGGCUGUAAGUAUUAUAGGUCAUAUACGAAAAUGUUAAUUUGUACCUUUUAAACUGCACAUUUACAUAGCUUUAAGGCUCUCUAGUCCUCUGCAUUUUGUGUUUUUUUAUUAUUUUUAAAAUGAUUGUGAUUGCAUACAAUAUUUUCUCUGCUCAAACCUUCUUGAGAAUACACGUAUGAACGUAAUGUGUUCGUGUGGUUCAUUUUUAUCUUUGGUGCAAAUUUUGUCUUCUUGUGUUGGAAACUCAUACAUCACUUGAUUACCAUACUAAAAUACAAGGAGAAAAUAAAACUGUAACCUUUAAUUUGAGAAAAAAGAUAUCAGCAUUCUAGCACAUGUCAAACAAACAUCAAAGCAGAAUAGGUUAAUUAACGGAUGUGAAUUAAAUGUUGACUAUACUUGUUAGUAUAUUAAUAUAGGCCUUAGGUAAAUGAAAACAAAACAAAAAAGACUAUGCUUUCUCCUUCAUUAUCAGCUGAAUGGGGGUAUUGGUAUAAUCCAUCACAACUGCUCUGUGGAGUUCCAAGCGAAUGAAGUAAGAAAGGUCAAGAAGUUUGAACAGGGUUUCAUUCUGGAUCCAUUGGUUCUUAGCCCUGACAACUGUGUCGGAGAUGUUACAGAGGCCAAAGCCAAACAUGGGUUCUCUGGGAUCCCCAUUACAGGUACAAGUUAAUGGUUUAAACUGUUUCAAAAGGUGGAAGGCUUGUGCAGCAUGAAGCAAUCUGUUAGGUUAUUCCAUUCAGCAAGCUGGUUUUUUUUUCCAAACCAAUCCUGCAGUGCUUUUUGACACAGCACCAACCCAGUUCAAUCCCUGCAAAACUUUAAAAUAGCCAAAAUGUACAUGUACAUAGAUAGGCACAGCAAUCAUAACGUUAGAGAUAGACCACAAUAUUACUGAGCACCCUAUCUCCUGAAGAAGGAGGGUGGGGUUAGGUUUGCCACUCGUCAACUGUUCAGUUGUGGAUGAUUGCUUAUCCCUGUACCUGGCAAGUUGUUUGCAUGUAUUGUGAUUUUCUCUAACCAUUUGUUUUUUCUGCAGAAAAUGGACGUAUGGGUGGAAUCUUGGUGGGCAUCAUCACAUCACGAGAUAUUGACUUCGCACAUGAACCAGACAUGUCCAGGCCUAUAAAAGAGGUAACAGAUGCAAAUAUGAAACUAUCUGUUUGAUUGUACAGUAGUCUUUAAUUUAGGAUUCCUGAAGGACAAUACAUGUUACUAUCCAAAUUGAUUUUUGUUAUACUGAAUGCACAUAAAGUUGUUGCUAAGUGUCCACUAAAUUAAUGUGUGCUCUGUGUGCAAGUACAAUGUACAUACAUGAAUCACCUCCAGGGACUUUCGUUUUGCCCAGUUAUGAUGUGGCGUUGUGGGGACUUGGAUUGUAUGUGUAUGUCCAGUGCCAGCCGACAGUUUAUAUGAGCAGUCUGUGAAAUUAUAAAGUAAUUCAAUAAAACAAAUGGCUCCCAGUUAGAGGACCCACAAUGGAAAAGUAGUGGCUGGACAGUUAUAACAUGGAAUGUAAGAUCUCUAGGCCUGGUUUAACCGUUGCCACUGCAUCAUAUCCUUGGGCAGGAAUCAUUACGUCACCUUUCAUCCAGGUGUACACUGUGUAAAUAAGACCGUGUGAGAUACACCGCUAGAUUAACCCUGCAGUGAAGCUACCUUUUAUCCAAGGGCAAGUAGCUCCUCAGGGUUCUCAUUAAGUGCUGGCAACUGGUUAAAAAUCUGGCUACUUUGAGGUCUGAGCCACCUACUUUUGGAGGAAAAUGGGUGUAAAGGGAGAGAGUGAAAGCCUCAAAUUGCCUACAGCACUUGACUGCCGAGCCAUCUACUUUAACAUCCUACCUGUCUACUUUAGAACUUAAUGAGAACCCUGUUUACUCCUUGGUGAUUCAGGCGACCCAAACCAGUUUAAGCUUUAGCUUUGUGUUUUUGCACUUUGCUUGAAUAUACCUUUUCCUUUACCUUUAAUUUAUGAAUUUGUUGAUGGGUAAACUUUAAUUUCGGUAACAAAGAGACAAACCUCUUGUGUGAUGCGCAUUAUAUAAUAUUAUUAUGCAGGUGAUGACACGCCGAGAAGACCUGGUUGUUGCUAAAGAUGGUGUGACACUUCAAGAAGCCAACAGCAUUUUGCAAAGGAGCAAAAAAGGUUAACAAUCUGACCUGAUACCUAACAUACAAUUGAUGAAAUGCUGUAUUUACCACUGUCUACUUCGUAAAGCAUAAGUUCAAGCUUGGCAUUUUUGUACCACAUUACUGACAAACUGCAGAGGGCCCUUUGUCCCUCUUGAGUACAGUUAUCAAAGGAAAGCUAGUAUAUGGUCCAUUUUUAAUAUACAAUGCUUCUUCUUGUAUGACAGGAAAGCUUCCGAUCGUUAAUGAGAAGGGAGAAUUGGUAUCUUUGAUUGCCCGCACAGAUCUUAAGAAGAACAGAAAUUUUCCACUGGCUUCUAAAGAUGCCAACAAGCAGCUGUUAGGUAUGCCAGGUAUUGUACUGUUUUUAUCGCAGAUCAGGAAGGUGCUUCCUUGAGGUUGUGAUCAUAGAGAUGAUGGUGCAGUAAACUUUUUCUUAUCUGGAUGCUGUUGGAGCUGGCACAAAGAAUCUGUUCUGUAGAGACUGACUGAAAAAUCAGAGGAACUGCAACUGGUGUCCAUUUUAAGGAAGUUUCUGUCGAACAGAGGUGUUCAUGAAGAAAAAGUUGACUUGAGCAUUGUGUGCAGAUACUAGAAAAUGACCUGAUUGGUAUUGAAUCUUUCUUUGCAUGUAACUCAGGCUGUGUUCACACUAUAACAGAUAGCUGUUUGUGCCAACAGGAAAACCUAUCCAGUAUGGUGUGAACAAAAAUGGCACAGAACUGAAACAAGUUGUUUACACCCAUUAAACAUCAUAUCAGAGCGGUUGGCCAAGAGGGUUUGCUGCGCUAAAUCCCAAUCCUCACUUCUGAAGUCCAGUCCUCGUUUCGACCUUCUCACUUCCACUACAGCUUGAAUACCUUUUGACACUACACCAAAGUUCGGCACAGAACCUACAGAGUAUCUGAUAUGUAAUAUGCUUCACUGUUGGGUUCAGCAUAGCGCAGCUUGUUCUAUUACAAAAAUUGCGUUGAAAUCACCACUCUUGUGUGUGAACAGAGGCUUGAUCCAGGUGAAAAACUUUCCGGAAAAGUGAGAACAUAGCUACAGUUGUGAAUGUAGCCGAGUUGAUGUGGUUGAAAAAGAAAUAUGAAUCCAUAACAAGACAAAACCAUAGCAAAGAGCAACUGUCACCUAUGCCUAAUUACCCUUUUUUUCAUGCUGUUUUUGAGAGAAACCCACAGUUGAAAAAGGCUUGAUUAACUGUUUUUGAUUUGCCGCCCAUAUCUUGCAUUCCCCGGCUUUUACUGAGAGAUUUUAAAGCAAAAAAGAGACUGCUCGCAUGAUUCUAGCAAUGUAUAUGUUACUAAUUUAAAGAACAAAACACCUAAAACUGGAGCACAAAACGCUCAAAAGUAAAUUGCCAACCAUUCCACGCUCACCUAAAGAUACAGUGCUGAAAGAAAGUGGUCUUUCCUUGCAUCGCUAGCAGUUCGUUUCAUUAAUUUUUCACAAUUUUUUUUUUUUGGCUUUUUUCAACUUUUUCUUCAAUGUGCCCUAAAGAAAUUGCCAGUUUGCACGCUAGAGUUUUUAAGCCUUCUUACCGCUUCAAUAAGAAGUGUAUAGAGGAUAUAAUAAAAACUAUGAACUAGAUAUUAAACCAUUGAGUGAUAAUUACAUGUAAUGAUUACACAAUGCAAAUUCUCUUUUUGACUUCAGUGGGUGCAGCCAUUGGGACUCGAGAUGAGGAUAAGCAGAGAUUAGAAGCUUUAGUCCAGAGUGGUUUGGAUGUCGUGGUUAUUGAUUCUUCUCAAGGAAAUUCAAUUUUUCAGUUAGAUAUGAUCAGGUAAACUGUCAUUUUACUGAUAUGUACACAUUUCUUUUGUAGGAUUCUAGCAUGUAAAACAUUUUCAAAUAUUUUAGAUCACUAGAUAGACACGUAGAUUAAAACUUUUAAAUUCCAAUUUGAUCUAGAAUUCACAGACGCAUGUGAUUGAGUAGCUUACUUUGCACCUGUUUUGUGAGGGGUCAUGGUUUGCACGGGCCUUGAAAAGUCCUUGAAUGUUCCACAGAAGUUCUUGAAUAUUUUUGAAAGCUCCUUGAAUAGAAAUAACCGUCGUUAAAAAAAAAUGUUUUGCACAAAGGAAUGAUUGAAAGAACAGCAACGUACACAAAUUUUCUUGGCGAUCAUGAAAGUGUUUUCUUAUGAUUUCAAUGUUCCCAGCAUACUUCAUCUUUCAUGGAACCAUGCCUUAAUGAAGGAAGGUAUUACAAUAAGCGAACCUCCCUCCACCUACUCAUUUUUAAAGGUCUCUAAUUCAUGUUACUAGAAGUCCUUGAAAAAAUGAUCUUAGUCCUUAAUGAGUUUUUCCCAAAAUUUGCACUGAACCAUGGAGGUGCAAAUGUUACUGCUCAUGUAAUUGCCAUGCUGACUUCUAAUAGAGUAGAGGAGCUGGGAAGAGUCAAAAGGGGCCCUAAACAGACGGUCACUAUUUUUAUCUUUCCAAUCUUCCUCAGUGUGUGUAGUAUUCAGCCAAUUGUAUAAAGAUAAAGCUGGAAAUCUGUAUUAACCCUUUAAACCCCAAUCACAACUGCAAUCACAUUUCUCCUAGAAAUAUCACUGCUAAGUAAAAUAAUGGGUCGAUCAUGAAAAUUAAGACGGAAUCCAGUGGGACAUCGAGUAAUUUUGAUUUUCAGUGGACAAAAAUCUUGUACCAGAGUAAUUUAAAGCAUAUUGCAUUCUUUCUUACAUUUUUCAAGGGCUAAAGAUGUAAUAAAUCAUCUGUAGUAACACCAAAAAAAACUUUUUGUGAGAGCCCGAGAAAACAAUGUCAAAUUUCACAAAAUGACAUCUUUCACAUGAAAUUUUCAGAAUUUUACCUGUGUAAUCACAAUUCUUGUGAAACUUGACAUUCAUUUUCUCGGACUUCCAUGAGAAAUUUUCUUUGGUGUUACUACAGAUGAUUUAUUACAUCUUUAACCCUUGAAAAAUGUAAAAAAGAAUGCGAUAUUCUUUAAUUUAUUCUGCUACAAGGUUCUUGUCCACUGAAAUUAAAAUUACUCAAGUUCCUGAUAGAUUCCAUCUUAACCCUUAAGCCCUAAUAUCCACAUACAAAUUCCUUAUACUGAUAUCUUUACAUCUCCUUGAAGAACUAGUUGAGAGAGUUUGUAUAAAGAUCAAAGAAUUUUCAUUUGAUUAAUUCUUACAACCUUUCCUCUGGUUGACGUAUUGAUAUUAUUAGGAGAAAAUUGAUGUCAGUCACUUUUGGGAUUUAAAGGGUUAAGCAGCUGAUCAAAGAGAUUCUCCUCAUCGUACCUUAGGAAAUGUAUAGAAAAAAGUGUAGAGAAUCUGAAUGCUGAUAAUUACAGUGAAACCUCUAUUAAGCAGACCCCCAAUUAGGCGGACACCCUCUAUUUAGCGGACACUAAGGGUAAAGCCGGGUCCCGUCUUAUAUUUCCCUUUAUAACGAACCCCUCUUCAAUGGACACCUCUAUUAAGCGGACACGGAUACUAAAAUAAAUUAAUUGUAUUUGGCUAAUUUCUUUUGUGAAAAACCUCUGUUAAGCGGACACCGGACUGAGUCGACAAUAGCAGUAUUGGAUUACGUUCUGGGAAUAUGUAUUGUAGUCGAUUAAUAAAGAUAAAUCAAUACAUUUAGCUGUCAAUAAACUGGAGAUUAGACCGUUAUCCGGUUGGCAAUGAAAAGUAAUGAACUUGAACUCUGGAUAGCUUUCUUAACAACGUGGAACUUUAUCACAGUACAGGGUAACCUUUGAAUGUAAAUCGUUAGCGAACAUUGCACAAUUUUUUCAAACCUCUAUUAAGCAGACACGAAGGUGUCCGCUUAAUAGAGGUUUCACUGUAUUAGGGUUUCAAUACAUCAGCCAAGUGAUGAUGACUAUGGUUACAGCUGACUAUCAAUGUUAAACCAGAGUUUCAGUACAUCAUUAUAGCGGUUUGAAAUCUUGAUGGUUUCCCUUUUCCAUGGCUACCCAUUGUAAAAUCAAACCAAGAGAAAUUUGCACCUGACUCCAUGACGAGUGUUCAGAGGACAAACACCCUGUAAUGACGGUGCAUACGACAAAAACUGUGUUUAACUGAUGCACUCUUUAGUAAUCUGAUGGCUGGUGUGAUGUACUUUACUGAGAUACAUUAUUAUUAUAGACCUCUACAGUGGUAGAUCCAGGGGAGGGGCCCGGUGGGCCCGACCCCCCCCCCGCCCCCAAACUUAUUUUCAGACCAAACUGAGGCCCGAAGGGCCAAAAUAAGUAUUUUGGAGAGCGGACCCACCCCCAGGUGACGCCCUCCGACGCGCCACCCCCCCCCCCCCAAAAUAUAUUUUGAAGCCAACCGGGGCCGAAGCGGCAAGACAAAAAAGUUUGGGGGGCGCCCCCCCCCCCCCCCCCCCUUAUCUCAAGGUCUGUAUCCGGCACUGCUUUACAUUCUAAAACGAGGACGACUAUAAAGAGGACGAGAUUUUCUCAAAACUAAGUAGCCUGUUCCAAGGGUUCAGAUAGUGGAGUGUGACGCGAAGUAAGAGAGCGGGAAAAAAUGGAGGAAACCCACCUUACCUCCUCGCUGUUUUUUUGUGCUCACAUCUCUUCACGCCGUCCCCACCAUCUGAGCGCCUGGAACGGGCUAAAUAGUGCGCACAGAUGAACUUGCAUCAUUUUGGCGGGAAAACGUGAUAGUAGAGAGAUUCACGUUUACGCUAAACGGCAGACGUGAAUUUGUACCACGUGACCAAGUUUUCCCCUCAUUUUCCGUUUAUUCUUUAUUGCUUCUACACAAAAAUAAGUAGUUUUAUGCCAGUUUUAACCAUAGGAAUCGUUCGGGGCUGUUUUUAUCUGCUUAUUUUCGAUUCUGACAAAUUCUCAAAUUGAGGCGGAUGUUUGCCGUUUACGGUAAACGUGAAUCUUAAUCUCUCUAGUAGUUGUCUUCAGUCUACUGCAGGUUUUAGAUGGAAAUAAGUUAUUAAAAUUACUGUUAGAAGUUUUAUCAUGGAACCGGUGAUUAUUUUGAACAAAUCACUCUACCUAGGUUUAUAAAAGAGCGUUACCCAGAUCUGCAAGUGGUUGGCGGUAAUGUGGUAACCGCGGCACAGGCAAAGAACCUUAUCGAUGCCGGAGUAGAUGCAUUGCGGGUUGGCAUGGGAGCUGGCUCCAUAUGCAUCACUCAGGAGGUCAUGGCAGUGGGCAGGCCACAGGCAACUGCUGUUUUCAAGGUAGCGGAGUAUGCAAGACGCUUUGGGGUCCCUGUGAUUGCUGAUGGUGGAAUUCAGAAUGUGGGGCAUAUUUCUAAAGCGCUCAGCUUGGGAGCAUCAACUGGUACGAUAUGUUUAUCAAACGCUGUUACUCUGACUGUUACAUAAGGGAGACUUAGCAACGACGACGGCGGCAGCAUCGAGAAAAAGCAAUAGGUUUAACAAGCGAAACAACAACUCUGCACAUGCAUUACGCUUUUUCUUUUGUACAUUUCCUUGCCGCCAUUGCACGAUUAGGACGUGACAUUUCAAUUACCAAUCGAUGUUGCCCUGACUGUAACAUAAAGGAGCUUAGUAACACGACGGCGACCGCAACGAAGAACAAGCAACAACUCCGCACUUGUAUCAGGCGUUUUUGUACAUCUCUUCGUUGCCGUCUUUGCACGACAAGGAUGUGAAAUUUCGUUAUGUGACAUUUUUCGGAGGAUGUAAACAGACGACGACAAAUAAUUAUUUUUUCUCUUUUGAAUAUUGUCCUUCAGAAAUCAAUUUCAGGGAAGUUUACCUACGUUUGACAUUUUAAACGAGUGGGAAUUAUCGUGACAAAGUUUGAAAAAUCACGAAUUCAAUUCCGCUGCCGUCGCCGUCGUCAGUGUUUAAGCCCCCUACACUGUAAUAUUACGUUAGGUUUAGCACUGGGCACUCAAUGUAUCUGAAAACCAAGGCAGUGAUGGAAGAAAAAUGGGGGAAGAUAAAUACGUAAAACAAUUCCUUUGUUUGUUAUAGCUUUUGAAAUAAUAUUUUGAAGAAGUUUUAAGCAAGAACCCCCAAAGGUUUGGUAUUAAAAUUAACACACAAUGUCCAAAUUAAUGUCCUUUAUGACAUAAAUUUUGGUUUAUCGUAUUACUUAACUUUCCAGUUAUGAUGGGAUCUUUGUUAGCUGGUACAACAGAAGCCCCAGGCGAAUAUUUCUUUGCUGAUGGUGUCAGACUUAAAAAAUACAGAGGUGAGUAUCUUAGAAUCCUUAAGUGUUCUCAUCAGUUACCGAGUUUAUCAGUUGUUAUUGAUGAGUUGAAAGUUUAGAAACGACAAGAAGACUGGAGCCGAGAUGUGUCCUGCAAUUGCUUCUGGGAUCGUACAUGUACUUCCCCACCCCUCCCCUCCCCUCCCUGUGACUAGUAACAGUCCCAGAAGUCUUUGCGAAAAUUGACCCAGCCAGUUUCCUUCCCGCUUGGAAUUUUUGACAUAAUUUUGGUUUCACUGUUUUCUUUUCAGGAAUGGGAUCGUUAAGUGCAAUGGAGAACAAGGGCGGCGCGCAAAGAUACUUCAGGUGAUACAACUUCUUGAACGCAAUUAACAAAUUUGUAAUGAUUGGCCAUUCUGAGGUUGUAGAGAGUUUUUAAGAUACCCCGACGGCGACGGCGGUAAAACGUCACUUAAAAAGUGACUUCGCGUUCUUUGAAACUUCAGUGCGAUUAUCUUAACUCGCUCACUUUGUCCAAUAUGGGCAAACGUUCCUGGAGCUGAAUUCUUAAGAAAGAAAUUCAGGUUUAGAGGGAGAAAGAGAAAUUCGUCGUCGUAUGUUCAAGUUGUCGAUAAUACGUGAAAUUAGGCCCUUCAAGUCGUAGUUGUGCAGUGACGGCAAAGAAAUGUACAAAAAUGCGUGAUGCACGUGCAGAGUUGUUGUUUUGCCUUAUUCAACCUAUUGCUUUUUUGACGUUCUCGUUGUCGUCGUCGUCGUAGCAUCUUAAACUCCCUUGUAUGCAAGACUGGGCCGGUGUUGUGCAUUGUGGGACUGUUUUGCAUUUUAAUUGCAUGUUUACUUGAUGUGCUUGUUUUCGUCCUCCCUCCUCCCCGCCCCAUUCACUUGUCUGUCAGACUUUAUCCUCCACACAAUAGUUUCUCAAUGCUGUUGAUAAGUGACUGCAGGUGGGCGGUGUCUGGGUUGCCAUGGAGACCAUGCUUUCCUCCCUUUUUUCUGACUCGACGGCACCUUUCCUGAAGUAUUGUAUUUGGCUUAAGGUUAAACACUUAACAUCAAUGUUAAACUGAUUUUUUUUGAAGUGAACACGACAAGGUGAAAGUAGCCCAAGGAGUAUCAGGGUCAGUGGCAGAUAAGGGCUCCAUCCACCGAUUUUCACCAUAUCUAUGCACCGGGAUUCAACACGGCUGCCAAGACUUGGGAGCAAAGAGUCUCACUCAGCUAAGGUUGGUUCUUACUUCAAAACUGGUUUUAAAUAACAAUGGAACCCCUUGUGUAGGAGAAAAUUUUUCAAGUUGUCACACUCAGAAUCGUGGCGCUUGCCUGCCAUCGCGGCCCCGGGAAGCGCCACACAGGGAGCCCAAAGGAGUAUUUACUUCAACCCUCCAUGAUGCCAGUAAAUUGGGGCCGUUUUUUAAGGGGUGGGGGCCUUCGGCUACUAUGUGUGUGACCCCCGGCUACUUUCAUAGAAAAAUAAAGGAAAAUGGAACCAAAAGAACUUCCGAGCGGUUCAAGCCCCCGCCUGAGCGGCAAGUUGACGUUUGGCUUAGGGAAGACAUCAGAAAGCUUAAGCAACGACGACGGCGACGGCAACGAGAACUCCAAAAAAACAACGGGUUUAGAUCAGCAAAACAACAACUUUGCAAACAAUCAAAUGAAAGGUUUGGAGCGAGUCUGAAAACGGAGAGCCAGACCGGCGAUAGACGCUUUUUUCCUCUCGCCUCACACGUCCUACGGGUGCGUGAGGCUCGCGCGCUUCGGGCGUGUGAGACUCUAACGCUAGGCUAAACGAUUUUGAAGAAAAAAACCGACUGUUUUUCAGUCUAUAGCUGGCAAAGCCGCGAGACGAACAAGAGCAAAAGAGACUCGCUUCUUAUCCCUCAAGACCGCCCAAAAUCUAAGCAAAAUGACAGUUCCAAGGCCCUGGGUAGUUUAUUUGAAUGAAUUUCUUUACAUCGCAUAAACAUUGCAAUGCUGUGAGAAAAACGGCAAGGGAGAGAUCUGGAGACUCAUUGAGUAGCGUAACGUACUGGUGGAUUUGUUUUAGAUCUAUGAUGUACUCUGGAGAGCUCAAAUUUGAGAAGAGGACUACUUCAGCACAGAUUGAGGGAGGAGUUCAUGGAUUGCACUCGUAA
Messenger RNA from Porites evermanni, 12172 nucleotides. The record is from the annotation of a GenBank genome assembly. NCBI's taxonomy places the organism in Eukaryota, Metazoa, Cnidaria, Anthozoa, Scleractinia, Poritidae.